UUGCGUGGCAUCCAAUGACGUUGCCGAUGCCGACUUCAAGUCUGUGUUCAUUUCAUUCGUUGAAACAGCAGCCAUGACAGAGGUGAUAUCUCCCGUGCGACGACUGUUCAAGAUAGCAAUCAUAGCCGGCAGCGUUGCAGGCGGGGUUCUGGUGCUCACGGCAAUCCUGCUCGUUGCGCUGACGGUGUGCAGGAGAGAUAAGCACCGGGCUGCCUGGACUCAGUGCCAGCUCGUCAACGUUGUUCCGCCGAUCCCCGAAUCAGAGAUGGAAGUGGCUCCUAACAACUGCGAUGAAGACUUCGAUAAACUGGCACACGAUGGGGAUAUUUCGCCAGACCGCUGCGUGGCCAGAGCCAUCAUGCCUUACGAGGUCAGCGAGCCCGGUCUACUCCAUUUGAAUGUCAACGACGUCGUUGAAGUGCUCAAAACCGGGAAUGACGGAUGGUGGUUCGGGUACUGCCAGGGAAAGGUCGGGGCCUUUCCUGCCGCUUGCGUCGAGAUCCUCACGAAGCCGGAUACGCUAAGCAGAGGUCGUCGCCGGAGCAGUUCCACACAAGUUCCUGAGUGUGAAUGCUCGUAUGCAACACUUCCACUUAGAACACACAGGUGUUCUUCUAAGGAGCAAAUAGAUGACAGAACUUUACCGUUACGACGAUGUUACAAGACGAAAGAGCGCAGUCCCCGCCAACAUCGUAAAUAUUCAGAUUCAGAAAUGCAAGUGGACGGACAUCAAACAAUACCGACUGUCUCUGGGCGUGUUACAACGAACCUUUAACGGACACACUAGCAACAUUUCUUCAUUUAUAGAACACUAUUUGUAUCUGAUGGUGGCUGCUACUAUGUGCAGCAGAUAUUGAUGCUGCAUAUGAUCUACUCGUGGUACAAUCGAAUCUCUGUAGAGGUAUACUCUCCAAUACUCCAUAAACAUCUAUAUAUAACUUUGCGGUUUAAAGUGUAAUAUAGCUCAUGGAUUGACUGAAACCAGAUAGAAUCUCAGCAAUACUAGUCCUGGACCUGCCAGUUAGUAUGGCGGCGGAAAUUACCGACAACAUAUACGACAAAAAGUUUACAAAGUGAUAUCUGUCUU
Molecule: messenger RNA, 1087 nt
Organism: Branchiostoma belcheri (Belcher's lancelet)
Lineage: Eukaryota; Metazoa; Chordata; Leptocardii; Amphioxiformes; Branchiostomatidae
Product: rho GTPase-activating protein gacJJ-like
Exons: 5
Coding region: 74-775 (233 amino acids)
Molecular function (GO): protein binding
Source: RefSeq, a predicted model, not a curated record